Messenger RNA from Symbiodinium necroappetens, 2403 nucleotides. Lineage: Eukaryota; Dinophyceae; Suessiales; Symbiodiniaceae. The record is from the annotation of a GenBank genome assembly.
AUGAAGCUUGACAUUGAUGAUGUCAGCGUUGCCCUUUCUGACUUUCAGGCACCGGUGGUGCGAGCCCAACUCAGUACACCUUCACCUGCAGCACAGCUGCAUUUGCAGACAAUGCCACACUACUUCUCAGUCGACAUUGACAUCUCUUCCCUGAAGGUUGAAGUGCUGAAUUCAGUCCUCCGCUGCUGGGAGCCUCUUCUAGAGCCGUUCGCGGCAUCCGUGCAGGUUGAACGACGACCAGACGGAGAAGACGGAGCCGGCCAUGCUCAGCAAGUGGUCCUCACCGGGAAGGGUCCGCUGCUGGUCAACAUUACGCCGAACAUGGUGAAGCAAACCGGCUUCUUGUUGCAGCUGCUAUCCGAGGCCGGCAGCUGCCAGGACCAAAGAGGCCAUCGGGCACGCGUGUGUUGGGCCAGUGGUGCAAGAUACCGCGCUGUGAACAUCUGCGAGUUCCCGAUCGAGUUGGAAGUUCCCGGUGUUCAGCAGACCCUCACUGUGCCACCCACGGGCUCCCUCUGGGAGCCAUUGGAUGAUUGGGUGCUUCAAAGCUUUGCAACGGCACUUCGCAUUCGCGUGCCAGGAGGAUCGUUUUCGAGGCUGUUGCUCCUGGAGCGUGCGGACUCCCUCAGCCUCGUGAUGGAGAUGCAGGUCGACGGCUUCAUCUCUUGCCUAGUUGAUGGGGCAAUCGAGGAACACACGGCCUUGGAGCUCUCCCUGGAGGACGCUGAAAGUGUAGACUUCUUCGAAGAGGACUUCCUCGACGUCGAGUGGAACGAGGAGCGCUCUGCGGUCGAAGAACCUGUGCAGCUGCAGGUGAAGACGAGCGCAGGAAGAAGCUCAGGGAUCACGCCAAAGCCAAAUGCACUCCUCAAGUAUAUGUGUCAGCUUCUGGACGGCGCGUUGAGCGGACAAGCUCGCAUCUUUGAGCAAGCUGCAGCUCCUGUCGAUUAUCUUGCGGCUCCAAACCAGCCGCCGCGCUACGCAUGCUACGCCCAAAUCCAGCCACUGUGUCCAAAGCUUUCACCGACGGCUCCCAGCGCCUCGGGGGUUCCGGGGCCCCCGAAAACGCGCUUCAAACACCCACAGAGGGCCUUCCUGGCCCAGGCCAGCACAUUCCCACUCAAGCUGCAAGUGCCCCGUCCACCAUCGAUGCCACAAGCCAAGCGGCCGCCACGACGACAUUUCGCGGUUCUGACGACGAACGGCGAUGCUGGCAAUGCCGCCGUGAAGGCCUACAAGAAGUGCUUUGGCACUGGACCUAGGCCUUUCCACUUGUCCCAGCGAAAUCCUGAGGACAAGGCUGCCAAGAGAAAGGAGAAGCUAUUCUCGCAGGCCAAGGCAGUUUUGAAGGUUGAUCCAGAAGCGGUAAAGCGCCGAUUGGACGAGGUCACCAACCAGCAGAAGUUAGAUGUUCAUCACGAGGUGCUGAAAGAGACUCAAGAUGAGGUCGAGGAUCAUUUUGAGUUCAUCACCAACCUGCAAGCAUUGAACCAGGCACUGCGAGAACGUGAUCACAAAAGAGAGCGGGCACAGGACUCGGUCAUGAACAUGUUUGCGACAAAGUGCUUGAGCACCGUGCAUGCGUGGCUUCUCUCCCAGUUUGCGUUUCGUCUCAUCGAACGGGUCCUCUUGUCGAUUGAUGAGAGCUUGGACUCCAAUCAGAACGGGCUCUACCUGCUCUGUUAUUCCAUUUAUGCAGUCUUCCUGGCCAUCAGCGUUCCGCCAAUCCAGAAAUGGCUCAGCAGAGUUGACAACUUCGACAAGUACACUCGAAGACAUGCCCUGGUCGACUUGCAGGUGAAAGCACUGCCUAUGAUCAUGGCGUGGGCAUUCAAGGAUGUGGUGCAGUACUUCCUGAAAUACACAGACCCAGACAACAGCGUCGUGUGGAAUGAGCUUGCAGUCACUGCCGGACUGGUACUCGUAGUGGCAUUCCUGCAGCAUCUUCCUCCAGUCUCCCGUGCCGGUGCAGAGCUGGCAACAGCAACCCCUAACAACUCGAUUAUCAAUCGCUACCUGACACUGCCAUCUACGAUGUUUUUGGGUACAGGCUACGCGUUCAACCAGUUAGCGACCUAUGUGGUGGACGUUCUCAGCAAAUUGGCUGACGACAACAACUCGGAUGCCUCCACCGGUCAGAAUGCCGCCACCAUCUUCAAGGUGCUGGAAAAGCACAAAAGCCGCAUGGCCUGUGUCGGUCAUGCUGACUGGUGUUCUUGGCAGGUGAUGUUCCAGGUGACCUACUUCGGAGCAAUGGCCUUUGCAGUCAUCAGGCACUUGGUUUGCACAAUAAGCGAGCUUCUCGAAGUUGCAUCUGUAGGACAGCCGGCCGUCAGAUACAUCGCCAGGAAAGGCAUACAAAGUGGAAGUUCGCGUCAGACUAUACCAGCACCUCUUAGUUAA